This is a messenger RNA of Caenorhabditis remanei, 711 nucleotides long. RefSeq lists its product as uncharacterized. The record is from RefSeq and is a predicted model, not a curated record. Bases 1 to 711 code for a protein of 236 amino acids. The transcript has 2 exons. NCBI's taxonomy places the organism in Eukaryota, Metazoa, Nematoda, Chromadorea, Rhabditida, Rhabditidae.
AUGUAUGGAUCCGCAGCGGAGCUUGCAGAAAGCUUGGAAUUCUGCGGAAAAUUCACUGGAAGUCAUGUUUUCUUCAAUGCAACAGCCAUCGACAAUGAUGCAUUUUCUGCGAGAAAGACGGCGUUUUUCACAGAACGACCGAUUGGACGACAAGAAGAAAGUACAUCAGAAGUGCAAUCUUCUGACGAUGAAGACGAAGAAGCGUCAUCAGAAUCGGGAACGGAAGAAGAGAAAAGAGAUAAAUACGAUUGGAAGUUCUGGGAGUGCUUCUGGUUUUCUGCUUCCGACAACUUUUCUUCUCGCGUGUUUGGAUCAUCAUUCUCCAAUUCAUCGCCGCGAAUUACGCUGGUGAACGAAUCAGAACAGAAGCAUUCAAGUUGGCGGAUAGAUUUAUUGAACCAGGCCAAUCACUUCUCGCAGAUGUCGUCGUCCGUCGUGGACUACUCGGACUUCGCCGCUGGGAUGCACAACAGUUUCUGUGAACCUGAACAUUCUCGUUGCACUCUUUUCAUUUUUACCGUCUUACUCGGUCUUUUCGUGCUCUUCAUUUUCUUCGGACCCUACGUCAUCAUGGCCAAUUCGGUUGCUGAGGAGUUCUGUGAGGCUGAUCCACAUCAGAAGGAGCUGGUUGCAAAUGUGAAGAGACAUAUCAGAAUGUCACCGAAAAUCAUCACGAUCGUCGACGCGUGGGAGAAGACAACUUGGUGUUGA